UUGGAGAAAGACUAGACGACAAUAUGUUGGACGCUAAAUUGCCAUAGCGCGGAGGUAGUCAAGUCGGUUGCGGCGAGAAUGGCGUGAAAUAAUGCGGGGUCGGAGAGGCAGACUGACAGCGGGCUGCUAGAAAGUUGUCCUCCCGUCCUCAGGGCCGCUGCCAGUGGCUCCUCUCGGUUUCACUGUUCUUUCGAUCCUCAUGCAAAACCUAACGGUUCUGGGCAGCCCCAUCAACUCCAACUCCAAUGUCAUUUGCUCUUGCAACUGCACCGGAUCCCAGCCCCAGGGGAUGGAGAUAUCUGAACUGGAGUUUGUUCAGAUUAUCAUUAUAAUUGUGGUGAUGACCGUGAUGGUAGUCGUGAUCAUCUGUCUGCUGAACCACUACAAGCUCUCCACCUGGUCCUUCAUCACCCGGCAGAGUCAGGGUCGCAGACAGGAAGAGGCGCUGCAGCCGGAUGGGUGUCUGUGGCCAUCGGAUGUUUCUCGACAGGGAACGUCAGAGAUAAUGUACGCCCCGCAGUCCAGGGAGAGGUUCACCGCCCCCUCGUUUAUGCAACGGGACCGAUUCAGCCGCUUCCAGCCCACCUACCCCUACAUGCAGCACGAGAUCGACCUGCCCCCCACCAUCUCCCUGUCGGACGGCGAGGAGCCGCCGCCCUACCAGGGCCCCUGCACGCUGCAGCUGAGGGACCCCGAGCAGCAGAUGGAGCUGAACCGCGAAUCGGUGCGCGCCCCGCCCAACCGGACCAUCUUCGACAGCGACCUGAUCGACAUGCACAGCGGCGGGGGGCCACGCCCGCCCAGCAGCAACUCGGGGGUCAGCGCCGCCAACUCCAGCAGCCACGGCCGCAUGGAGGGCCCGCCGCCCGCCUACAGCGAGGUCAUGGGCCACUACCCGGGCUCGGCCUUCUUUCUCCACCAGCACAGCAAUAAUCCUUCCGCACCGAGGGCCGGAAGCAGAACGGUGAUCCACCCCCCGCAGGGUGACCCCGAAAGCACAACGGUUCCCGCCAAGGAGGGCCACCGGGACGAGCUGGUGUGACGGAGGGGCGGGGGGGAGGAGCGGGUUUGGGCGCGCUUGCUGACUACGCGCCCCACGUUCCUCCCUAGGCGCGACGGGGCGUGGCCUCUUUCUCGACACUCCCAUGCACAAGCGAACAUUGACCUUCGACAAGGACGCGUUGAGAGAAGAGAGGGGGAAAGCUAAAACAAAAACAGUCUGUCGUUCUUUUUGAAUGCGUAUCGAUGGAACUUGAGUGGGGGGGAGGGGUGGGUGGGGGGGGUGUAGGCACUGCGUGGUGUUUUUGGCUUCGUAGUUUUUUUUUUGUUUGUCUGUUUGUUUUUUCCUUCAUAAGAGAAAAAGG
This is a messenger RNA of Conger conger (European conger), 1364 nucleotides long. RefSeq names its product low density lipoprotein receptor class A domain containing 4b (gene ldlrad4b). The transcript has 4 exons. Gene Ontology annotation, molecular function: R-SMAD binding. The coding region runs from base 200 to 1042 and encodes 280 amino acids. Gene Ontology annotation, biological process: negative regulation of transforming growth factor beta receptor signaling pathway. The record is from RefSeq and is a predicted model, not a curated record. NCBI's taxonomy places the organism in Eukaryota, Metazoa, Chordata, Actinopteri, Anguilliformes, Congridae. Gene Ontology annotation, cellular component: Golgi membrane; early endosome membrane.